This is a messenger RNA of Andrographis paniculata, 1005 nucleotides long. RefSeq names its product 40S ribosomal protein S8. Gene Ontology annotation, cellular component: ribosome; cytosolic small ribosomal subunit. Gene Ontology annotation, molecular function: structural constituent of ribosome. Gene Ontology annotation, biological process: maturation of SSU-rRNA from tricistronic rRNA transcript (SSU-rRNA, 5.8S rRNA, LSU-rRNA); translation. Bases 118 to 777 code for a protein of 219 amino acids. The transcript has 5 exons. The record is from RefSeq and is a predicted model, not a curated record. Lineage: Eukaryota; Viridiplantae; Streptophyta; Magnoliopsida; Lamiales; Acanthaceae.
AUUUAAAUGCCUAACCUUCUUCUUCGUCUGCCUUUGCUGGGUGCAAUUGAAUCGCCGUUUCAGUCUCUGAACUCCAUCGGUUCUUUAUCGGCGCUCUAGACACCACAGUCGGGAAUCAUGGGUAUCUCACGAGAUUCGAUGCACAAGAGGCGUGCCACUGGAGGGAAGAAGAAGGCCUGGAGGAAGAAGAGAAAGUAUGAGCUCGGAAGGCAACCGGCGAACACGAAGCUGUCGAGCAACAAGACGGUGCGUAGGGUGAGAGUUCGCGGAGGUAAUGUGAAAUGGCGUGCCCUGAGGUUGGAUACUGGAAAUUUCUCAUGGGGAAGCGAAGCUGUAACGCGGAAGACUCGUAUUCUCGACGUUGUGUACAAUGCGUCGAAUAAUGAACUGGUUAGGACACAGACUUUGGUUAAAGGUGCUAUUAUACAAGUGGAUGCUGCACCUUUCAAGCAGUGGUAUCUUCAACAUUAUGGUGUUGAAAUUGGUCGGAAGAAGAAGACUGCUGCCAAGAAGGAUGGAGAGGAAGUUGAGGCUGCUGCUGCUGAAGAGACAAAGAAGAGUAACCAUGUCCAGAGAAAGCUAGAAAAGCGCCAACAAGAGCGCAGUAUAGACCAACAUAUUGAGGAACAAUUUGGUGGUGGCAGGUUGUUAGCAGCUAUCUCCUCCCGUCCUGGACAGUGUGGACGUGCUGAUGGGUAUGUGUUGGAAGGGAAGGAAUUGGAGUUCUACAUGAAGAAAAUCCAGAGGAAGAAGGGCAAGGGUGCCAGCGGUGCUUAAGUCGUCUCAAAGCUCAUCAAAUAUUUACCCCCAAAACUAUCCUUUUUGUCGGUUUAUGAAAUGUGCUCAACACAUUGAACUUCAGAAGUGUUGCGCUGAACCUUUUCAUUAGUUAAUGGUAUAAUUUCUUGACGACUAUUGUGCUUUGAUUUCGAUACGCGUAAUAGAUGCUUUGGCUGAUAAAUUUGUGUUUCUUUUGCUAUUAUAUAUAAACUGCAAUUGCCUGCA